This is a messenger RNA of Baudoinia panamericana UAMH 10762, 915 nucleotides long. RefSeq lists its product as uncharacterized. The coding region runs from base 1 to 915 and encodes 304 amino acids. The record is from RefSeq and is a predicted model, not a curated record. The transcript is spliced from 2 exons. Gene Ontology annotation, biological process: cardiolipin biosynthetic process. Gene Ontology annotation, molecular function: cardiolipin synthase activity. Gene Ontology annotation, cellular component: membrane; mitochondrion. Lineage: Eukaryota; Fungi; Ascomycota; Dothideomycetes; Mycosphaerellales; Teratosphaeriaceae.
AUGGACCAGAAAAGGCAGCAGAAACCGGCACCAUUAGUCCAGCAGAUUCAAGAAGUUCGGGAGAACACGAAGAUUGUCCGCGACAAAGUUCGAUCCUCGCUGUCGAAAUUGACACCAUACGAGAACAUCUACAACCUGCCGAAUUUCCUAACAGUCUCCCGCUUGAUCGCUGCUCCAGUAACAGCGUACUUGCUAGUACAUGACCACUUCAAGGCAGCCCUGGCAUUGUUCGCCUAUGCCGGAAUUACGGAUCUGGUCGAUGGCUGGCUGGCGCGGAGAUGGAAGCUCCAGACCGUCGCCGGUAGUGUGAUCGACCCUAUGGCCGACAAGGCGCUCAUGAUCAUCCUGACCGUGACGCUUGCGGUCAAAGGUGCCCUCCCGCUUUACCUUGCAACGCUGAUUCUGGGUCGGGAUGCCUCUCUCGCCAUCGCUGCCGUCUACUACCGGUACGCUUCCUUGCCGGCACCGAAGACGUUCUUCCGGUACUGGGACUUUUCGUUGCCGUCGGCCGAAGUCCAUCCGACAACAGUGUCCAAGUACAACACCUUCCUGCAGCUGAUGUUGAUCGGCUCGACGCUGACUCUGCCGGUCAUUACGAGCGGAGCUUAUGGGCCAGCGGUGCUGCAGUGGGCUGGACUUCACAGCGGCCUUCUGCACCAAGCCAUGAUGUACUUUCAGUGGCUCGUGGCCGCUACGACGACUUGGAGCGGGCUCAGCUACUCGUAUCUGAAGGGAGCUGUCACCAUCCUCGGCGAAAACGAAGAUCUGAAGGCGAAGCAGGGCGCUCGCGGGAGAGCAAUCAUUGGUGUAACAUUCGGUAGCGUGGUAGUCGCCGCGGUCUACCUUGCCUUCACUGUGGACGAGAAGAAAGAAGCAAUCGGCGAUGAAGAUCUGCAGCAGACUUGGGCGACGUAA